AGAACACCUGAAGAUCCUGGAAAUAAAUUCUAAGCCAGGGCUCUCAAGUCUCACCCUGGAUAGGGAGAGAAGAGUCUAAAAUUUUCAUCCUGGAAGGGGACUAGCACCUACUUUGAGAGCUGAAGUCCUUCCUGGUUGUUGAAGCGGACCUGCAGAAAAAGGACUGCCCAGAGAAAGUGUGAGUCCUAUCCCAAGAGUCCUGCCCCAUAGUGGAUGGCUGACCAGAGUAGAAGACCAAAAGAUACCCCUGCAACAACCAGGUAAAGGCUGGAUUAUUUAGUUAUGACUCAAUUUAUGUUUUAAAUACAGAGCAGAACUUGAGGAUUGAAAUCCCUAGACCAAGAGUAGGAAGUUCUUUAAGGAGCCAGGAUCACUAAACCCAGCACCAUGCCCCUGCCCCUGCCCUACCCUAGGCAGCCCCUAGCUUCCUAGAAAGGACUGAAUGAAAAGGGGUAGGAGUUUGCAUUAGGGAGAGGUGGGUAAGAGGGGAAUGAGGGCUGGGUACAAGAUUAGAAGAAAGAAGGAGAUAAGAGGUUGAGGUUGUAGCAGCUAGAGGAUGAGAGGCAGAGGGUGUAGGGUUUGGAGAUAAGGGUAUUACUGAAUCCUAGUCAGGAAUGGAGGUGUUCCUCUAGGCCCACAGUGGAAAAAGGAGCUCAUGAAUCUGUCUCCAACAAGUCAGGGACUAACUCUGGAGACCCCAGGGCCUGCUGGCAAGAGGUUGGCAUUCCUGGAACAAGACUAGGCAGAAAGAAGAAGAUAAUAUUUCUUGGUCCUUUCACCUGUUUUGAUAACAGCAACCUGGCACCAAAGAGUGGGGGUUUUUGUUGUUGUUGUUGUUGUUUUGUUUUUUUGAGACAGUCUGUUACCCUGAGUAGAGUGCUACAUGACGUCAUAGCUCAUAGCAACCUCAAACUCCUGGGUUCAAGCAAUUCUUCUGCCUCCAGCUCCUGUGUAGGCACCCAAAUCAAAGGUAGAGGAGGAGGAGAGAGAAGGAAGUUUCCAGGCUGAGCAGCAUGAAGGAGCCCUCAUCUACCAGCAGCCUCCUUCUGCUGCUACUGUUGCUCCUACUCCCAGACCCUAAAGCAGCAUUGCUAAUACCACCCAGUGCUACCUGCUGUACUCAGCUCUACCGACAGCAACUCUCAAACAAGCUACUGAGGAAGGUCAUCCGGGUGGAACUUCAGGAGGCUGAUGGGGACUGUUAUCUCCAGGCUUUUGUGCUUCACCUGGCUCGACGCAGCAUAUGCAUCCACCCCCAGAACCACAGCCUCGCUCAGUGGUUUAAGCAACAAGGGAGAAGGCUCCAGGGGAGUCUACCCAACCUGAAUUUGGAGCUGCUUGAGAAGAUGGACCGGAGCCCCCAACAGCCAAAAUAAUAAAUCAGCAUUCAACAAUAAUCU
This is a messenger RNA of Nycticebus coucang (slow loris), 1400 nucleotides long. It is a transcript of the gene CCL27, whose product is annotated as C-C motif chemokine ligand 27. NCBI's taxonomy places the organism in Eukaryota, Metazoa, Chordata, Mammalia, Primates, Lorisidae. Gene Ontology annotation, biological process: immune response; positive regulation of T cell chemotaxis. Gene Ontology annotation, cellular component: extracellular region. The coding region runs from base 1014 to 1376 and encodes 120 amino acids. The transcript has 4 exons. The record is from RefSeq and is a predicted model, not a curated record. Gene Ontology annotation, molecular function: chemokine activity.